CGUUUCUGCGCAGUGAGUUAUAUUCGCUCCAGCCAGAAAGUGAAUUUGCAGAGAGAUUGCUGAUGAGGUCUUACCCUGAGUUUCACAAGCGAUGAGUGGAAUUAACGUUGACCCAAAUGCGGACUCUGCUUCAGCUCAAGAAAUAACAACAGACGUCUCAGAACGAAUGCUAGACCUAGAUGAAGAUGACGACUUGGAAGUUUUCAGCAAGGAUGCAACACUGGCUGAUGGGAGUCUCUUCAAUUCCUCCAUGCCCACCUCUCCAGCUUCCAUGAUCAAUCAGUUUGAAGAGGAUGCAGACGAAAAAGACAUUUUUGUCACCGUGGAUAAUCCAGAGAGUCAUGUGACAGCCAUAGAGACAUUCAUCACAUACAGGGUCUUAACCAAGACCACACGGAGCGAGUAUGAUUCCUCUGAGUAUGAGGUCCGUCGACGCUAUCAGGAUUUCUUCUGGCUUAAAGGCAGAUUGGAGGAGGCCCACCCCACGCUCAUCGUUCAUCCUCUCCCAGAGAAGUUUGUGAUGAAGGGCAUGGUGGACAGGUUCAAUGAGAUCUUCAUUGAGACACGCAGGAAUGCUCUUCACAAGUUUCUCAAUAGGAUUUCCGACCACCCCAUUCUGUCCUGCAGCGAGGACUUCAAGGUUUUUCUCACUGCACAAGCCUGGGAGCUCACCUCGUACAAGAAGCAGGGCCCCGGCUUUCUGAGUAGGAUGGGGGACACAGUCAGAGCUAUGGCCGCCACCGUCAGAGGUGUGAAAAACCGCCCGGAGGAGUUUACCGCCAUCGAUGAGUACGUGGACACUUUCAGCCAAAAAAUCACCUCACUGGACAGAGUCGCACAGAGGAUCCUCAAAGAACAGAAGGAGUACCUGGAGGAACUGAAGGAGUCUGCCCCUGUGUACACGCUCUGGUCUGGGUCCGAGGAGGAGCUGGUGGAUCCCCUCAAGGGCGUGGCCGGGUGCAUCGAGAGAUGCUGCCGUGAGACUGAGGAGCAGGUCGCCCAGCUGUCUGAGAACCUGGUGCCAGCCCUGCACGAAUACGUCCUCUGUGCAGACACCGUGAAGGCCGUACUGAGGAGAAGAGACAAUAUUCAGGCUGAUUUGGAGGCAAAGAGUGACGCACUAGCCAAUAAGAUGGCAGAGAAAGACGAUGACUCUAAGGUUCUGGGUUUGGUUUUUGCGAGCUUCCUUGGCAAAAACCCAGAAGAAGCCAAGCAGGAGAAGGAGCAGAGACUCGGUGUGGAAAUCGAAGAGCUUAAGGAAGAAAUUGAUAAACUGGAAGAUAAAAUGGAGUUUGCCAACAAUGCCUUGAAAGGAGACUGGGAGAGGUGGCAGAAGAGCAUGAGGGGAGAUAUCAAGGCCGCCUUCAUGUGCACUGCUGAGAAGAAUGUGGACUAUUACGAAAAGUGUCUGGCAGUGUGGGAGUCCUUCCUCCUGUCCCAGAGACCUGACCUCAGCUCUGAGAGCAGCAGAGAGCCACCCUUGGCCCUGCAGGAAAUUGCCAAAGACCCAGCUUCGCAGGCCAGCUAAAGAUGUUCCCAACCCCCGCCCACCCACCUCCAUUCAUUUUUUCCAUGAUAAUAUCUCUGACAAUAUUGCCUUUGCCAAGGCUUCUCUGCAUAUCUCUGCCUCGGGGUUUAGGAGUGACUCAAUACAUUGAACCAAGAUGCAGUUAAUUUACCAGAAUGGGCUUUGAAGAAUAUCUGCAUUCUGUACUAUCUAUGACUGCCUUCAUAUCGUAAUGAAAACUACGAUUAACAUAGCCCUGCUUUACAGUCCCUGACAAUGGGGGUAAUGUGCCAUCUGUUUGUUUUUAGCUGAUACACCCCCUUUUAUUUAUCAAUAAUGGCCUCAGCCAUUAAAUUGCUUUUUUAAUGCAUACCUUUUUGUUAUACGCUGAAAUCUGUCCUGACUAUAAAAGGCCAUUGAUUUUAUAACAAUGGUGGGAUGAACAUUUUUGCCACCGGAUGCAUUGUCAACAUUUUAUAUGUUUUCAUUUUGUUUAUCUUGCAUCUUAUAUCGAACAUGGAAAUGAGCUGAAUUGCUUUAUCUCAAAUGCUAAAAUUUUCCAGCCUGUUGCUUAUCCUUCUACCAGCUUAUUAAUAAAAACGAAUUAAGGAGUCGGGCUACACUGCGGAGAGUGGCUGUAUCUGAGAACCAAAAACAACCCUGGACCUCCUGCACAUGUGGUGUAGCUUAAUCCCUUUAUCCCUGUUUCAAGCACUAGCUAGGGAACUCUUUUUACCAUACCUCUGGCUCUAAUGAUAUAUGGGUUUAUUAGGAGUAUUUGGUCAUUUACUAUAUUGCGCUUCCAAAGAAGUGGUUAUGAAACAACCCAUGCUAAUGCACUAAGUGUCUUGAAGAUUCAAUGACAAAUCUUAAACUUGACUAGUUUAAUAUACUUGAUUCAGUUUCUGAUUGACCAGUCCCAAGAUUUGCGACAGGGCUAGGUGUGUGUUUUUAGUUUUCAUUAGACAUUGUAUACAGUGAAAAGUGGUGUGUGUUUAAACGACUGGUGAAAUGAAUAGAAAUGAUUAAGUACACAAUUCCAAAAACAAAGAAGCCUUAAAAUUUAAGAAGAUGUAGACAAUUUUUACACAUUUCUAAGUGCUUUUUGUAAAUGUAUCCUACAGUAGUUUUACAAGGGCUAAGUACUGUAUUGCAAAGAAGAUUUUGUUUUAUACAUUUACAGUACAUAUACUGUACACAUUCAAAGGAUGUUUUUUUUAUUAUUAACUGGGUAUUUUAGCCAUGAAGAGAAUUGUUAGCAUUAAGUCCAGUCCUUUUAUGGAAUUUUGCUAUGGCGAAAUACAAACAUUGCUUUUUUAAAGGAUUUGUCAUAGCUACAUUCAUGAAAGAACAGACUGUUGGUUCGAACAGCAUGUUAGAUCCUAAAGUAGGUUACCCACUUGGCUUAAUCGCAUUAAAUAUUUAACUGCUCUCUUUAAAUAACAGAGCUUUAAAAUGGCCUUUAUCCACAAUUUAUUUGAUAACAAAUUUAAAUGUGAAAUGUGUUUUUUCUGAUCACUCUAACACGCCUGCCAUUUCUCAUAUUGUUUCAGAUCCAGAUAUCACAAUGUAUCAUCACAUAUAUCAGCAAUUGUAUUAUAAUCCAAACUGUUUCUAUAAAUUACAUUUGAAAAAUA
Molecule: messenger RNA, 3144 nt
Organism: Conger conger (European conger)
Lineage: Eukaryota; Metazoa; Chordata; Actinopteri; Anguilliformes; Congridae
Gene: snx7
Product: sorting nexin 7
Exons: 10
Coding region: 92-1528 (478 amino acids)
Molecular function (GO): phosphatidylinositol binding
Source: RefSeq, a predicted model, not a curated record